Rana temporaria (common frog) is the source of this 2637-nucleotide messenger RNA. It is a transcript of the gene CKAP2, whose product is annotated as cytoskeleton associated protein 2. Gene Ontology annotation, cellular component: microtubule cytoskeleton. Gene Ontology annotation, biological process: negative regulation of microtubule depolymerization. Bases 92 to 2059 code for a protein of 655 amino acids. The record is from RefSeq and is a predicted model, not a curated record. The transcript has 9 exons. Lineage: Eukaryota; Metazoa; Chordata; Amphibia; Anura; Ranidae.
AAAAAUAUAAUCGGGAACCAAUCGCGCAGGGGGGAAGGCGGUGCUAGAGACGGAACGGUUUUCAAACUGUCUUAGGAGAGGAGUGAGUGUGAUGAGCGGAGAGAUGGUGGCUGUAACGGCAGUGCGGAGGGGAUUGAGGCGUACAGAGCCAAUGAAAAAACUUCCAGAGGUUAGCAUACCUAGAAAAAUGGCUACUCUGAAAUCCAAGAAGACUGAGAAACCGAAUGAGAUCCGGUCUCCUUUGAUUGAGCGGUCCAAUAAAGUUCCGCAGAAAAAGUCUGCAGCAGUGAAAGUCCUGGACCAAAAAUCGAUUAAACCCAUUAAUAAAGAAAACAUCCGACCAGUUGUGAAUAAAGAUGGCAAAACGAUAACGAUCACACACAAAAAAACGAUAACGAUCAGCCAGUCUUUUUUGAAAACAAAAACUCUAAAAGAGAGAGAGCUAAAGGAUGGAAAGCAAAAAGAAGAAUCUGCCAAAGCAGACCAGAAGCCGGCGGUUAAGCCUGUACUUGGAGCUUAUCGUGGCAAAAUUGUGCAGUCCAAGAUCAAUUCUUUCAGACAACCUUCUCGAACCGCAAGCGAUAAAAGUGCAGCCCCAGAGCUUAAAACCAUUAAGCAAAGAGCAGCAACCAAACCAAAUAUCCCUGCGCCUAGGAAGCCAAUUGUAAGGCCAUCUUCUGUCAAUGACAUGAAACCGAAGCCAAAAGUUCUGCCAGUGACAUCACAAGUCAAGACAUCCACCACCACCACUAUAAAGACCAAAGUCCAACCUGGGACCACGAGAAGAGCUACCCAUGUCAUCCCAACAGCCACUUUGCAGACCAAGGCAUCAAGUACUGCUGUUACCAAGAGCAAAGUUUCACAUGUCACCAUUAGAAGAACCACCCACAUACCUAACCACAAUAAGUCACUGGGAGCAAAUGUGCCGCAGGAGCCUGAAGUCCAGAAAAAGGGUUCAGACUUGGCUGGUAUGCAGAGCAAGAAAAGAGUAACAAUUGGCCCUGUAAGCAUCAUUCCCAGCCACCAGCGACCUUCCAUUGCUGGCAAAUACCCAAGAGUGAAUGAAACUACAGAAGAGCGCAAGGCUCGUCUAGCACAGUGGAGAGCAUCGAAAGGAAAGGUAAUGAAAAGGCCCCCAUCUAUGGCUCCGCUUUCUACAUUUACGGUACAAAAGGAUGAGCCAGUCAUUAAAAGUGAACCUGAAGAACCAAAAGAAGAAGAACCUCGCCAGCUGUUCUGGGCAACCAUGGCAGAAGAGGAUGAACAGGAAUGGUUCACUCUGAAAGUCAACCAGAUCUUUUCUGAAUGCCAGAAGUUAAUUGAUGAGGGUAUUCCAAAGGAAGAAAUUCUAUCCAUACUGGAAAAGCAGAUUGAGAAUACUCCAGAAGCAAAGAAGCUUUCCAGAUAUUGGGAAUGUCUGGCACGUCUUGAACAGAGGGAAGGCCAGCCGUAUAAUGUAAUUGAAGUGUGUGAGAAUGCAGUGGCAGCUGGGGCACAGCCUCUGGAAGAGCUGAGAGCUAUUCUUGCAAACACGUUGGAACAGUUGAAGACUGAGCCUGGAGAGGCCCAAAAGAAAGAAAGUGAGGAAGAGGCUCAAGAGGUAAAGGCUGAAGUAAAGCCUGAACCUGAGGAUUCUGCUAUGACGGAAAAAAGCAAAAAGGGAAGGAGAAGAGCAAUGAAAUUUGAACCAAAGAGCCCAUCCACUCCCGAGAAACCAUCCACCUCUCGGGGAACUCCAGAAAAAGGAGAGGAUACAUCAUCUGUGAUUAGGUUUAACGUUACCACAACCCCUUAUUUGGAAAAAAUGAGAAAACUACAGAUGAGGGAAGGAGGAUCCAGCGUCAAGGGUUACAUGUUUUUAACCCCUGUCAGACGGUCCAGCCGCUUGGAAAGAAAAUCUCAUAUAUUUCCAGACAUGUUGAAAGAUCACGAUCCUUGUAUUGCUGGUAUUGCCCAACUGGAAAACCUGGAAGAUCCCCAAAGCUGUCCUAAUGCAUAUAUCUUCCGGAAGAACGAGGCACUUAAGGAGAUCAAUGCAAAAAGUUUAACAAAGGAAUAAGCCGUCAACAGACCAUGGACUGAAUGGCUAAAAUGCACCUUUUUAUUUUAAUCUGUAUACUGGGUUAUACAGUUUACGGACUAUGGCCACAGCACACUAACUAAUGUCCUUGUCUGGUGUUCUCUUUCUCCAUAUAUAAAUGUGGCUUGCUUUUGUAGAUGCCCCCUCAUGCCUUUAUAACGUCUGCUCGUUCUUAAUGAAUUGAUUGGCUGGUUACUGAUUGAGUGAACAUAAUAUCUGCCUUUGCAGUGUAUAGCAGGGUACAAUUUAACCCUUUUGUUGGCAGUGUUUUUUCUAUGGCUUUUUUUUUUCUUUUGUUUUUAAAAGAGUAAACUCUAGGUGUCUCUGGUGUUUUAAAAUCCUAUUUAAAGCGGAGGUUGGGUGCUGCCGCUGCCAUUGCGGUUAAAGAAACCCAGCAGUGUAGCAUUAUUGCUUUACGCUGGGAACCCUACUGCGCAUGCCCCGCUCCUCUCUCCUACUGGCCAGGCAACUGGAUGGAGGGAGCCCUGUGAGGACUAUAUGGGCCGUGGUGCAGACUCCUAGAAGAUGGGUAUCCUGUCUCUCCUCCCCCCCCCCCC